Messenger RNA from Pelobates cultripes (western spadefoot toad), 7244 nucleotides. NCBI's taxonomy places the organism in Eukaryota, Metazoa, Chordata, Amphibia, Anura, Pelobatidae. The record is from the annotation of a GenBank genome assembly.
UAUAAUUACACAUUUUUGAAUUGCUCAUAAUUGGUUCUCUUCCCCAGGCGAUGGCAGGGAAACUGAAAUGGGUGACGGAUAUUGAAAAAUCAGUGCUUAUUAAUAAUUUUGAAAAGCGAGGAUGGGUGCAAGUAUCUGAUAGUGACGACUGGAACUUCUACUGGUAAGGACUGGUUUAACCCUUUCAUGCAAUGCGCUGUUCACCUUUCUUUAAUUGCAAGAUUCUAAACAAAAUUGCCUUUCUAUGCCUUAUGUUAAUUUCUAAAACCCGUGUGUACCAUGUCAAUGAAUUUAACCCCCGCAGCCCUGAGUGUACCAUGUCAAUGAAUUUAACCCCCGCACCCCUGAGUGUACCAUGUCAAUGAAUUUAACCCCCGCAGCCCUGAGCGUACCAUGUCAAUGAAUUUAACCCCCGCAGCCCUGAGCGUACCAUGUCAAUGAAUUUAACCCCCGCAGCCCUGAGCGUACCAUGUCAAUGAAUUUAACCCCUGCAGCCCUGAGCGUACUAUGUCAAUUAAUUUAACCCAAGCAGCCCUGAGCAUACCAUGUCAGUUAAUUUAACCUCCGCAGUCCUGAGCAUACCAUGUCAGUUAAUUUAACCUCCGCAGUCCUGAGUGUACCAUGUCAGUUAAUUUAACCUCCGCAGUCCUGAGCGUACCAUGUCAAUUAAUUUAACCCCCGCAGCCCAAGGAUUAUUAUUUUUUUUUAUUUUUUUUUAAGAAUAAUCUUUUUAUAUUUCUAAAUGGCUGAAAUGCAAAAUCAAAUCUAACAUUUUGAAAUCAUUGACCCCAUAGAACCAUUGGCUUAUGAAUAAUUAUAAUAAUAAUUGUAAUGUCUGAGCUCCUUCCACAUGGUGAGUUUCCACGCAGUGGGUGUGGAGAUAUAAGUGAGAUUUCUCUGUUUCAGGAUGAGCGUACAAACUAUUCGGAAUUGUUUCAGUGUGGAGACCGGAUUUCGUCUCUCAGAUGAUCAGCUUGUUAACCAUUUUCCUAAUCAUUACGAGCUGACUCGAAAAGAUUUAAUGGUAAAGAAUAUAAAGAGAUACAGGAAGGAGCUGGAGAAAGAAGGCAGUCCUUUAGCUGAAAAGGAUGAAAAUGGGAAAUAUCUCUAUUUAGGUAUUUAUCCCCCAACUUAUCGACUUGAUUUCAAUAACUGGUGUUACAGAACUACCCUUCCCAUGAUGCAAAGCCAGCCUUUCGGUUCAUGUGCUCACUAACCCCAUAGAUUAUAGGUAUUCUUUUACUGUCCAUAAAUACAGUCAUCUCAAUUAAGUUGUUAUGGUGCCUGAGUGUUUCUGUAAUGCUUAAUAUUAUUAUGAAUUAAUUUUUAAUUUAGAGCAAGUAUGAUUUUUGUCCUCCCAUCCCUGAUUUUUUAUGUGUACUUAUCUCUUUUUUUUGUUUUUGUUUUGUUGAAUCUAUUUUAUUUUUAUGUUUUGUAUAUGUAUAAAUUAAAUGGUGAAAUUAAGUAAACGGAGGGUUUUAUGACAUAUAUAGUGUGUGUGUGUGUGUGUAUAUAUAUAUAUGUAUGGUACAUCUGAAAGGUCUAGAGUGCUAGAAGACCACCAUUGGGACAGUAUACCAUAUGGCUUAGUAAGCGCAAAGUGAGUCGAUAACUAUGGAAAGGAUCUCGCAGUUAUCAGAUCUAGUGCAGUAUUUACUGAAAGGUCUUGAGGUGGGGGGGUGGGUUAAUGGAGCCGCGCAGACUAAUACAGAGCCAUCAGGUGAUGGAGUAAAUAAAAAGACCAUUUCAGCAUAAAAUCAGAUAAACCUUAAAAUCAAAAUAAACGUUGAAACUAUCGGGAUUCCGGCUGUGCCAGGUGUAAUCUGAAAGGUUACAGCCAUCAAUUAUAAGCCUCAGGUCGUUCAGGAGUGGGUCUCCUUGUUAUGAACGGGGUUAUAGCGGAUGGACCCAGUGAUAUGAAGGAGCAGCCAGUCCUGUGAUAGACCCAAAGUCCAUAUAAUAGUCUCUGCUUCCUUGAUGUCCUGGACGGGCAGUUGCGAGUGUCCAUAGGAAAAAUGCAGGAAAAUUCCAUCUGUAGCGGAUUGCAUGCGGUCUCAGCAUGGUGGUGAAGGGCUGAAGAGAUCUCCUCCAGGCUGGCGUUCCAUUAGAAAGGUCAGCAAAGAAAGUAAGUUGCAUUGAUUUAAAGGGAAAAAGAUGACUCUUUUCUUUGACAGCGGCAGCAACGGCGGCCCUAUCUCGGCCGUUCUCAGAUUGGACCACCACGUCCCUUGUAGCUGUGGUGGGUUUUGGCUGGUUUUGGGAGCCUGAAGAAGUCCUCUACACUGUGUGCAGGGAGACGGGGACUUCCUUACACCAUAACCAUCAGAUCUGGGUUUUCUUGCUUGAUGGGGCCCUGUAUUAAUCUCCGGUACUUUUUACUAUAUUUACCCUCCCAACCCCAGUGAUGGCCUGUUCCAUGCAGGUUUUGGAAUAAAUGAAGAAUACUAUAUCGUAUUGUAUGAUAAACCUCUCUCUAACCUGUAUUUCUUCCUGUAGAUUUUGUUCCCGUCACCUUCAUGCUGCCUGCUGAUUAUAACCUGUUUGUGGAAGAAUUUAGGAAGAAUCCUUCAAGCACUUGGAUCAUGAAACCAUGUGGCAAAGCUCAGGGAAAAGGGAUAUUUCUUAUUAAUAAAUUAUCACAGAUUAAAAAAUGGUCCAGAGACAGCAAAACGUCAUCGUGAGUUACUUCCUUUUAUUAGAGCUACUGUGCCGUGCAUGAAAACAGGUUUUUUUUUGUUUUUUUUUAUACUGAUAAAUAUUAAUAUAAUUUUUUUUUAUCAUUUAUUAAAUGUUUAAGCCAUUUAGAGAGCCCAGAAAAAAAUCAGCAAAUUCUUUAAAAGAGGAUUUUCCUUUUGCUUUAAAUGUGUUUUAUUGGAUGAGGUUUUAGCGAAUACGUGCACAGUCUGUAAUGUGACUCUAACUCCCAUUAAUCAUGGGAUAAAUUGCAGAUUGAUGUGAUGUUCGAUUGCCCAUGUGCUUACCCUGGAUACGAUUUUUUUUUUUUGUUUGUUUUUACUUUAUUUUUAUUUUAUUUUUUUACAUUAAACAAGUAAUUAAAGUGCAUUAAAAACCAUCUUGCCUUCUGUGGCCUAUAAUAAGCUGAGCCUUUUCCAAAUGAGUACAUUUGCAAUUUGAUUUUGAUUUACUACGUGUGUUGAGUGAUUGAACCCCGUAUAAAGUACCUCUCUGAGAUCAUACUGGUUUAAGCACAGGUGAUGUAGACAAUAUAGUUGACUUUUCUUCAAAUAGGAACUUGCCUAUUCUCAAACCAGAAUCUGUUGUCAAUCAACGAAGCAUUUAUUUUCCAGCCAUGGUUUACUUUGUAAACAGGGAGAGCUAAAAUAAUGUUAAAUAUUGGGAUAAAAUACCUGAAUCACAUUUCAGCCAUUUGUCCAGUCCCGUUAUUCUGGUUUACAUUUAGAAAUGGACUCUUAUAAUCACACUUUACCUUUUAGUAUAUAACCUUUGAUAAGAUUGCAUUACUUGAUUUGUAUAUCUUUUUAUUAACAACUAACUGGAUGUGUUUUAUGCUCAGGUUAUUAUCUUUUUACAAUGAAUAAUUGUUUACUAAUGCAGUCACCCUUGUCUUGUAAUCCAUAAUUGAUGCUGUAGCUAUACAUUUGUGCAGUGCGGUGUCCCUGUCUGAUUGUGCAAAGUGUCAUUUCAGGUUUGUUUCACAAUCCUCCAAGGAAGCCUAUGUCAUCUCCUUAUAUAUCGAUAACCCUUUACUUAUUGGGGGCAAGAAGUUUGACCUGCGCUUGUAUGUGCUUGUGACGACCUAUCGGCCCCUGAAAUGUUACAUGUAAGAUACAUUCACAAUUGUGUUUACAGGGCUACUCAUUCUGUACCAUGUAGACAUGGGACAGACAGAUGGCAAAGGAUUCUGGGUUAAAUGCAAAUACACAUAGAUCUCUUAUCCGGCGAGCUUGGUCAGAGUUUGAUGUUUCUCAAUAUUUCCAAAUCUGUACAUUGUGUAUAUUAAAGUUUCACUAUAGUGUCUGGAAAACAAACCCGUUUUCUUGACACUAUAGUGCCCUAAGGGUGCCCCCACCCUCAGGGUCCCCCUCCCUUGGCGCUUACCUUAAUCCAGCGCCGGGCACCCUUGGCGCUGGUGACCGCUCCUCCCCCGCUGACGUCAUCUCCCGAGUGGAGCGGAAUGCGCAUGCGUGGCAAGUGCCGCGUGCGCUUUCAAACAGUCUAUACGAAAGCAUUUCUUAAUGCUUUCCUAUGGACGUUCUGCACACUGGAUGCGAAUUUCGCAUCGAGCAUCGCAGAUGCGCCUCUAGCGGCUGUCAGAAAGACAGCCACUAGAGGUUAGAUUAACCCUGCUAUGUAAACAUAGCAGUUUCUCUGAAACCGCUAUGUUUACAUCUGAAGGGUUAAAACCUGAGGGACCUGGCACCCAGGCCACUUCAUUGAACAGAAGUGGUCUGAGUGACUAUAGUGUCCCUUUAAGUUUGCUUAGCUGAUUAAAAUGUGACAUUUAAUAAAUGUUCUAUGACAUAUAGCAUGAUCUAGAUUGUGCAGUACAUAUAAGAUUUAUUUUUUAUUUAUUAUCAAGCUUUAUGUCGGUCUCUGUUUUCUUGUAGGUACAAGCUGGGGUUUUGCAGGUUUUGCACCGUGAAAUACACCCCCAAUACGAGUGAGCUGGACAACAUGUUUGUGCAUCUUACAAACGUCGCCAUUCAGAAACAUGGCGUAAGUAUUUAUUUCUUCCUGCCUGCGACCAAGCCAUGUUCUGUACUGCCCUAAACACUUCCAGUAAGUGGUCUCUCCAGCGCUAAUGAUUGUCUUACUUGGCGUGCUGAUAGGAAAGCAGAGUUGAUAAAUACAGAUCUCCUGCUUCAGGUAGAGAACAUGUGAGGUGCAGAGUAAACUCGCUCCUCGUGAACUAAUUUCUAUAAAUAUUCCACUGCUCAGACCACCUUUAUCACACAGCCUGGCCCAAACUGUCCAGUUAACUUUGCAAUGGGCUGGAAUUUGAUCACCAAAUAAGGAGCCCAAAAAUGUCAAUUCAUGUAGGAAACAUUGAGUGAGUCCCCAUGUGGUUAUAUGUGGAAUUGCAGCCAUAAUGCUUUUAUGUUUUAGCAAAACUCUUUGCAUUGGUAGAAUUAUUAAUAUUAUUAUUUUUGUUUUCAUUCUUUAUUUUUCUUGUGCAUUGGUGUAAAUACAGACCGCUUUGUAAUGCCACGACCGCAUCCACAGGUACCUAAACAUAGAUAUUAAAUUGUUACAUGGCUUGAAAAUUCGGCAUAUUGCUAUAUUAUGUAGGAAAUGUGCAAAGCAUUACAUGUCUAGAUGUAAUCGCUAACUAUAGUAAGAUGGGUUUUAGAAAGACAUGGUAAGCAUAAGAUAUCAGCAGAUUUUACCACCCUAGAGAUAUAUUAUAAGCCCAGAAUGUUGCAUUUUCAGUAGGAGAGCAUAGACAUAGAUUGUAGACAAAAAAAAACGAAUUAGUUAUAUCAACUAGGAAACAAUAAUGAGCAUGGAGAAAUCAGUAUACUGGGGCAUAUCAGGCAACCAGAGGCUCAGGAUGGCGGUCAGCCUAUUCCUAUGAUAGAUAAUUUACAGUCCCACUUUGAUUCUGACUGUCUUCUCAUAGCCAAGGGUGAUAGCUGUGGGUUCUGCAUCUGUAGCUGCUUUCCUCAUAUCCCUACAUCUUGCUGCACGACCCAUGUGCUUCAGCUUGUGUUUUGUGGCCUCAGGACUUGCUGACAUACUGCAUAUUAGUAGGUGCUUCCAGGCGGUGCGUAAUAGUAGGUGCUUCCAGGCGGUGCAUAUUAGUAGGUGCUUCUGGGCAGUGUGUAAUAGUAGGUGCUUCCAGGCUGUGCGUAAUAGUAGGUGCUUUCAGGUGGUUCAUAAUAGUAGGUGGUUCGUAAUAGUAGGUGCUUCCAGGCGGUGCGUAAUAGUAAGUGCUUGCAGGCGGUGCGUAAUAGUAGGUGCUUCCAGGUGGUUAAUAAUAGUAGGUGGUUCGUAAUAGUAGGUGCUUCCAGGCUGUUCGUAAUAGUAGGUGCUUCCAGGCGGUACGUAAUAGUAGGUGCUUCCAGGCGGUACGUAAUAGUAGGUGCUUCCAGGCGGUACGUAAUAGUAGGUACUUCCAGGCAGUAUGUAAUAGUAGGUGCCUCCAGGCGGUGCGUAAUAGUAGGUGCUUCCAGGUGGUUCAUAAUAGUAGGUGCUUCCAGGCGGUGCGGAAUAGUAGGUGCUUCCAGGUGGUUCAUAAUAGUAGGUGGUUCGUAAUCGUAGGUGCUUCCAGGCGGUUCGUAAUAGUAGGUGCUUCCAGGCGAUUCGUAAUAGUAGGUGCUUCCAGGCUGUACGUAAUAGUAGGUGCUUCCAGGCGGUAUAUAAUAGUAGGUGCUUCCAGGCGGUACGUAAUAGUAGGUGCCUCCAGACGGUACGUAAUAGUAGGUGCCUCCAGGCGGUACGUAAUAGUAGGUGCCUCCAGGCGGUACGUAAUAGUAGGUGCCUCCAGGCGGUGCGUAAUAGUAGGUGCCUCCAGGCGGUGCGUAAUAGUAGGUGCUUUCAGGCGUUGUAUAAUAGUAGGUGCCUCAUUGCAGGAAUCCAGGGUGUUCGUGGCAGCCACCAUUUCAGAUGCACCUCUGGCAGUAUCGCUGACUUCUGGGGCACUACCACAGAUCCUUGCUGGGCUGUGGGAGCCUCUGGGGUGGGGACCAGGAUCACCCCCGCUGGUCAAAGGGGGAGUUGCGUGGCGUUGGUUCUGUUUUCAGGAUCCCUGCCUGCACCGGGCCAGGAGAUCAUCCGUCUCUCCCUCACUCAGCACACACUAGGCCACACAGGUAAUUGGCAUCUGGACAGACACAGGAGACCGCGGGUAGCACACCCAGACUGGUCAAUCGGUUUGUAUAACAGAAGGUAUGUUGCAAAUUGCGAGAACAGCUGGAACAGCAAGUAAAUAGGCUCUUUUUCAGAUUUUCUUGAGGAGCUCUCUGAGAACCCAUCCAGUCGCCAUGAUAGUCAGGCCCCGCCCCCAGAAUUAUUAUUUUCGCGUGUGUGUAUUACGUUUAUCUAUUUAUUUAUUUUUCUUCUAGGAUGAUUACAACCACAUUCAUGGUGGGAAAUGGACCGUGAGUAAUUUGCGUUUGUACCUGGAGAGCACAAGAGGGAGAGAGGUGACGGAUAAACUAUUUGAUGAAAUUCAUUGGAUCGUCGUUCAGUCGCUGAAAGCCGUGGCUGUGAGUAUACUUUUUUUAUUUUUUUAUUUGUGUAAUUGUGUGUGCAAAUAUUAG